Molecule: messenger RNA, 5755 nt
Organism: Cucurbitaria berberidis CBS 394.84
Lineage: Eukaryota; Fungi; Ascomycota; Dothideomycetes; Pleosporales; Cucurbitariaceae
Product: helicase swr1
Exons: 1
Coding region: 366-5507 (1713 amino acids)
Cellular component (GO): Swr1 complex
Molecular function (GO): ATP hydrolysis activity; ATP-dependent chromatin remodeler activity; histone binding
Source: RefSeq, a predicted model, not a curated record
GCAAUGGGAAGGGGAAGGAAAUUCCGCGCCCAAACCUACACGACACGUCCAUACAAGACGAUUCCACCAUCUGCCCGUCGUGUGCGCGUCAAGGCCUCUUCGCCGUUGCGCCCGUGCCUUUAGCGUGGCCAUCGAUCCAAACAUUAUCUUUCAGUUUUGGCCCUCUCACAACACAGACACCGCAAAACGCUCUUCUCAGCCCGCCACCCCCCCAACGCGACCCGUGAAGCCAAAUCCGACCCCAUCACCGUCAUCAGCAAACAUCCCGCCAUCUCGCGACACGACAUUUGCGCCGGUUUAUGUCGAUUAGGCGGUGCGCCGGGUGGUCUCCAGGCUCCCCAGGCCGCAUCCCUCGCCCUUCCUGAAUGGAUAAAGUCACGCCCGCGGAUCGCGACAUCAACUCCUCCCCCGCGCACGACGCUGCCCACGCCCACGACGAGCCCGACGCCGCACACGAUGCAUCCACGCUUCUGGAGGAUGGCGCCCCCGUAAUCAAGGAGGAACAAGGGCCUGCGCCUGUAAAUGGCGACCAUGGUGGCGUCAUGGAGCGCCCAGCCAAGCGGCGGAGGCUCGACGACACGACACCCAGUCGCUCUGCAUCACGGCCCAUAUCGCCGCCCUGGAAGGCUUUCACCGCCAAUGGCCCCACGACCGUCUUCGAGAAUGGCGUUAGGAAGUCAUCGCGCGUAAACAGGGAGACGGCCCCGCCCACACCCGAGCCUGUCAAGCGGAGCUCGCGCCACACGACCAAGGCAACCCAGACGAACGGCACCCCUAAGAAUGGUGUCAAGCGCGAGGUGCGCAAUGUCUCAGGGCCCGCGUCGCUUUCCAACGGGAAGGCACCGCCUGCUCGUACCAGGAAGGCGCCUGCCACGCCCCUAGUCACGCCCGCGCGCAAGUCGGAGCGACAGAAGAAGUCUUCCGCUCUCGCAAAACCAUCUUCGCCCCCGUCGCCAGCCUUGCUGAAUGGCUCGCCUGAGAGUACACGGAAGCGAUCUGGGCGGCUUCGACGAGCGACACAGGCUUCCACAGAUGGUCACGGUGACGAUUCGUUCGAGGCGCCCGCGACCAACGGACACGACCCGUAUGCUGGUCUAUAUGCAUCGCCCGACGACUCCAACCCUUCCGGCCCCGCCCCUCGUCUUCGCCUCAAACUACGUAAGCCCGACCCUCCGAACCGUCACCCGCAACAUGCCCCGCCCAAGACAGAGUACGCUUCACUGGGGGAGUGGUUGGAGCAUGAUGAUCCGUUGGAGACCGAAGAGACACAGCGAGUCUCCAAAGAGAAUGCGGAAGAGGAGGCUCAGCGCCGCUUGCAGAUUGUUCAUGCAGCUGAGCACGGAGUUUUGAGCCGCGCAAGAUGCAGCGUCUUUGCGCCCGAGGCUGCCCCAGAGCCACCACCACAGUACGCCCAUUGGGAUCAUGUCGUCGUGCACGCCCUGCAUUUUAACAAGCUGCUGAAGGAGGAGAAGGCGUAUCAUCGUCGGGUAGCAAAGACUUUAGCACGAGAGGCAUACGAGUACUGGAAGAACAAGUUCAAGCGGAAGAGCCAGGAUGAGAUCAACCAAGAGGAGGCAGAGCGACAAGCCAUUCGGUACCGGCAGCUGGUGAAGGAUGUCAAGGAUGCCUGGGGUCUUGUCAAAUUCGAGAUCGAUAAAGAGCGUGUGGCCAAGUGGGAAGAGGAGCAGCUCCAGCUCGGACACAAGGCAAUGGACGAUAUGUUCAACCACGCCCAAGAGAUCCUAGGUCGUAAUGUUGGCGAUGGGGCGUCUUCCCUGGUUAGCGAAGACCGCGACUUUGAUGGCGAAGAGGACGACUCUGAAACUGGAGGCUCGGUUGCAUCUAACCGUCAGAUCAACAAGGAUGAUGUCAUGUCUUCGGGUUCGGAUAGUGAAGAGGAGGGUGUUCAGGACGAGGAUGCGAACCUCACCGCUGAACAACUACGCGCCAAGUAUGGUCAGCUUCCAGAUCUUCCGGAUAGCAGCUCAGACGUGGAGGCGGCGUCGGAUGUAGAUGAAGACGUAGGAGACGAUGAAGAAGAGGGUACCCCGGCGCCAACACCUGAUUCUGAACUCGAAUUGGAGGAUGUUGACCAACAACCCGAGAAACCGUUGCUUCAUACGAACGGUUUUCACGAAAACGACGAAGGCGGCGACCACGAACAGAAGACCAGUUACAUUGAUCCCGCGGCAAUCGAGCUUGAGCAGGUUGACGAGGCUCUACUGGACUCGGACGACGAAGAUGACGCAUCAGAAUCCGGUAGUGAAGCUUGGUCCAGUGCUGAUGAGGAUUCUGAGGCAGAUGAGGACAUGGAAGAGCAGGCAGGCGAAUCCGAUGCCGCGUCUGAUGAAGGUAGUGAGGAGGGCGAUGUAGGCAUGAUGGGCUUCCUGGCCCCAAAGGAUAUCAAGAAGCUGAAAGAAGCCGCCAAGGCUGUGAUCGAGGACGAGCAGUCGCAAGAUGCUGCGUCACAUGUAGAACAAACGAAUGGUCAUGCCCCAUCACCAAUAGAUGUCGACACGGAGAAGCCGUACAUCAAUGGCACCCACUCCGUCGUGGACGACGACAAGCCGCACACCAACGGAGACACUGUGGCACACGAACCAACACCUUUAAUCGAGGCCACGGAACGUACACCAAGCAAGGAAGUCAAUCAAGAGAAGAGCUUGUCAAGGUCUCGCCAUACGUCUUCGCCAUUGCGGACAGAGGUCCCGUCGCUCCUGCGUGGUACACUUCGAGAGUAUCAACACGAUGGACUUGACUGGCUUGCAAAUUUAUACGAGUCUGAGACCAACGGCAUAUUGGCCGAUGAAAUGGGUCUCGGCAAGACCAUACAGACCAUCUCUCUCCUCGCUUAUCUCGCUGUUCGCAGAGAAAUCUGGGGACCGCACUUGGUGGUUGUGCCUACCAGUGUUAUGCUUAAUUGGGAAAUGGAGUUCAAGAAAUUCUUACCGGGAUUCAAGAUCUUGACAUACUAUGGUGACAUCAACGAGCGAAAGCGAAAACGUAUGGGCUGGCGCAAUACUGGCAAGGAUAUGUACAAUGUUGUCAUCACCUCAUACCAGUUGAUACUGCAGGAUGCAGCAGCGUUCAAGAUGCGCCCUUGGCGCUAUCUUGUCCUGGACGAGGCGCACAACAUCAAAAAUUUCAAGUCGCAACGUUGGCAGACUAUGCUAAACUUGCGCACCGAGCGACGACUACUGUUGACUGGAACACCAUUGCAGAACAAUAUUGAUGAACUCUGGUCCUUGCUGUACUUCUUAAUGCCUGCGGGGUUUGCUGGAGAGGGUCGCAUUGCUGGUUUAGAAGAGUUCACCAUGGCCUUGAAGAACCCAACAUCGCAGAUUCUGGACCAAGGCCGCCAACAACUCGACGCAGAAGCACAAAAGAUUGUCAAGAAGCUCCACGAAGUACUCCGACCGUACCUGCUUCGAAGGCUAAAGUCGGAGGUGGAGAAGCAAAUGCCAGGGAAGUAUGAGCACGUCGUAUAUUGCAAGCUCUCCAAGAGGCAGCGGCAGCUUUACGAUGGCUUCAUGGGUCGUGCGUCCACCAAGGAGAUCCUGUCUUCCGGCAACUACAUGUCUAUCAUCAACUGCCUCAUGUCCUUGCGCAAGGUCUGCAAUCACCCCGAUCUGUUUGAAACCCGUGCGAUUGUCACGUCGAUGGCUAUGCCAAAGUCCGUUGCUGCUCAGUUCGAAAUAAAAGAUCUUCUUGUUCGAAGGCGAAUGCAUGAGGGCCUAGAAGACAAUGAAGUGAACCUUGACGCACUGAACCUGGUUUUCGCGCGGCGUGAGCAAACUCAACUGGGACAUGCUCGACGAGCAUACCAAAUCCGUGCAACACGACCCUUGGAGGACUUGAUCGAGCGGCAGACCCGCCGCCUCAACAAGACUUUUGACGCGAACACAUCCUCGCUACAGUCUGCCAUGGCAGCGAUGGCGAGGAGGGAGCAGAUAGCUGUUCGAGAUCAGUUGCAAACCUGCCUUGCCUUAACUCGCGCUCGCACCCAGUUCAUGCCUAUCUAUGGGAAGGACAUAAUCGAUGCCGUUACUGUAGACUGGCACGAUCAUACUUUCGGUGCUAUACGGAAAGGAAAAAGAGUUCCGAGGCCCAGACUCCUGCAAGCGCCCUUCUACCAAUCGUUACAGCCUGCAAACCCUUAUGGCGCAGCUCAACCCUUCGGCGGAGCACACGUGCAACGCAAGCAAGAGGAGGUCGAAGGUCAGUACGACAUCAUUAGACGGUACCAUGGCAACCUCGGCUUCAGAUCUCCCCACUCCAUCGCCGCAUCCCGGGAAUGGAACAACCAACAAAUCAUGCACUUCUUCGGCAUGGUUCCUACGCUCCAACAGCGUGCCGAAGUCCUCAAACCACUCAUCACCCGCUUCACAUGCGUUACGCCCGCCGUCGCUGCCGAGGAACUUGCCCCGCUAACUCUGUCAAAACGCGGCGUCCAACUCAUCCGCUCCUCGCCUGUCGCACUACGACAAGAAGAUCCUUUUCAUGAAUCACGAAUUAGACAGAGUAUUGCCUUCCCCGAUAAGCGACUUCUACAGUAUGAUUGCGGAAAACUACAGAGAUUAGCUACACUGCUUAGGGAUCUGCAGGCCGGCGGCCACCGCGCCCUAAUCUUCACCCAAAUGACCAAAGUCCUCGACAUCCUUGAGCAAUUCCUCAAUAUCCAUGGGCAUCGCUACCUUCGCCUCGACGGCUCCACCAAAAUCGAACAACGGCAAAUCCUUACCGACAGAUUCAACACGGACCCGCGCAUUCUUUGCUUUAUUCUGUCAUCGCGUUCUGGUGGACUAGGUAUCAACCUCACGGGCGCGGAUACUGUGAUAUUCUACGAUCUCGACUGGAAUCCCGCCAUGGACAAGCAAUGUCAAGACCGCGCUCAUCGUAUUGGACAGACGCGGGAUGUGCACAUUUACAAAUUCGUCAGCGAGUAUACCAUCGAAGCCAACAUCUUGCGCAAGAGUAACCAGAAGAGACUUCUGGAUGACGUUAUCAUUCAGAAGGGCGACUUCACGACCGAUACGUUCAACAGAGUCACUUGGAAAGAUGGGCUGGAACAGGACAUGGCCAUCGACACGUCGGACGAAGCCGGUGCAGCGAUGGAACGUGUGCUUGGCGAGAGAGCGGGCUUGCUGGGCGAUGCACGUGUCAUGGGCACGGUUGAAGACACGGAAGAUCGCAACGCGGCCUCCCUCGCGCAGAAAGAACUCGUAGAUGAGAUCCAGGAAGACCAUGUCGACUUCAAUGAGAGCUCCAACAAUGCGACGCGGGCUGCUUCCGAGGCCGCGGCGGCUGGUAACACCGGCGUAGGUAGUGGAGGCUACGGCGAUGCAGAUGCAGACGAUACCAAAGAAAGACGCCAUGUCGACGAGUACAUGCUUGGUUUGUUCAGGGAGGAGUUUGGCAAAGAACCGUAUCGCCCACCGACGGAUCGGCAGAAGCGAAAUCGUAAGGGCCAGGAUCCGUAUGUCAGGCAUAGGAAGAAGAAGUAUUAGGUUUGACUCGUUCUUUGCUCUUCCUGGAUCCGGCAAGGUGUAAAAAUCGGCGUUCUGGAGACCAAAAAAAAAGUACCUGUAUUAGUAGAUUGUAAUGAUGAAUGUAUGGCGCGAGCAUAUGCAUUAGUUGGCGUUAAAUGGGAUAGGGUAGGGUGUAUUGUGUAUAGAGGAUGCUAUAUCUGCAUUCAAUGAACGUGUUGUAAACUUUCCACUUGAAAGUUCAAAGUUUUUUUUUUGGCAACGAGCAA